GUGGUACAACUGCGCAAACUUGUCAAAUAUAUUUUCUUUGAUUAAAACAACCGAAUCAUUUAGAGUAACAAUUGUUAUUCAUUCACAAAUCGUCCAAAGCAAUUUUAAACAGAAGAGGUGGAAAAAAAGUUACCACAACAGUUGCUGUAAUAAUCUUGAAUAGUCAGUUCCAACCAAGUCAAAAGCAACUGUUUAACAUUAUACAUACACGUGUGUAUAUACACUUAUCUACGAAAGUCAACUGUUCCAAAUAACAAUAAGAAUAUUAAUUGAAUAACUUCUUCUUCAACUUCGUACAUAACCAAAAACUUGUACUUGUCAAACUGUGUCCAUCAGAUCUUAAAGAUUCAUUUAUACAAGGUCAUACAUUUAUAUUUUCUUUAUUCAAAGAUUCUGUACUAUUUUGAGAAGAUCAACAACUGUUCACGUUCACAACUAAUUGAACUAUCAUCAAUAUACUUCCAUUUUUAUGUAACCAGAAGAUAAAAAAAACAAGAAAAACUAUUUUCUCUCAAAGGAUUGUCCAAGAAUAUACAACAUUUCCCCACUGAUAAGAAGCAAGAAAUAAAUUAUUAACUGGAAGAGGAAAACAGCAGCACUCAAAAACUGUUUAAUUUUUUUCAUUGUAGUUAACAGUCAAAAAUUUCCUAUUUCCUCUUCGACAAUAUUCAACUCGUGUUGAAUCUUAUUACAUUUCCGGAUACAUACAUACAUACAUACAUACAUACAUACACACAUACAUACAUACAUACAUACAUACAUACAUACAUACACACGAAGAUAUACACAAUUACACUAAACCACAUUUGUGCGUACAUAGGGAAAAAUUCAGGUUAGCAGCUGACUCGAGUAAUACCAACUGUUGUCUUACACACGAAAAAACAACAGAAAUUGAUCAAAACUAUUGCGGUGAUUUCACCUGCUGACUUAUACCGCUUUUUAUCUGGAUAAGUAUUGAAUAAUAUUAUACGGUGAAACAGGAUAAUCGAUUUGCUUACUAUUCCCGUGUCCAAGUACCAACGAAAUCGAUUUUAUUCAAGUGAUCAGAUUAUUACAGAUUUGACAUUAUUAAUAUCAAUAACUAAUUGAUUUAUGCAUAAAUACACAUAUACAUAAAUCUUUGACAAGAAAGUUAACAGUUGUCCUUUUGUGUUAUUUGAAAAAUCCUCGGAAAAUUUUCUACACAUUUAAAAUCACGUGAACUCAAAAUUAUGAUUGGAGAAUAUGAUCAGUCACAUCACCAUUUAAACAGUACAUUCACUAACUACAGUAAUAAUAGCAGUAUUAUAGUAGAUGACAUACCUACCGAAUCCUGUCAAUUGUUAAAUUAUCCUACACAACUGAUUAAUAAUAAUAAUAAUGCAACAGCCAAAAAUUCGACACAUUUCACCUCAUCUAUCAAUCAUCAUCAUAUUGCAUUAACAAAUGAACAGGUGAGUUUCAAUGUAGAAAACAACUCCGAAUACAGUCAUAACAUAUUAGAUAGUCAAACUAAUCAUUAUGAACUAUCGUCUUCUACCAAUUCACCCUACGGGAAUUUGUCAAAUCAAUACUCGACUAAUUCACAUUAUACAACAAAUCAGCCGCAUUAUCCUAUUGUCACAUUGAAUAAUAAUAACAAUAACAGUGAUAAUCCAUUUAGAUGUGCAAAUUCAUUCAUUCCAUUAGUUAAUUCAAAUCACCAUUUGCCUUCUAUAUCAUCAUCAUUAUCACCAACCUCGAUAACAACAACAGCGUCAGUGACAGCAGCAUCGUCAGUUACAGCAGAAACAUAUCAAACUAAUUUAUGUGAUCAAAUUGAGUUUUCACUGAAUUCUCAGUUCCUUCAACCGCCGACUGAAGAAUUUAUCACAGUAUUACCAAAUGAAACAGAAUUAAUAAAAACAUCUGUAUUGCGUCAUCUGGACCAUUAUUCACAGUUUGUAAAUCAGUCACCGUUUCAAACAUUAGUACAUCACUUAGUAACCAAUUCUACUAAUAAUAGCAGUAAACAUAACUUUGACAGCAUUUCAACAUCGACAAUUGAUGAUGACUUAAUAUUAUGUCAUAAAAAUAUUUUAUCUAAUCCACAUAAUAAUCAUGAGUUCCUACCACCAUCAGUGUACCAUUAUCAACAUGUUCCUGAAGGUGAACUUGUUAAAGUAGAAAUGCUAAAUGAUGCUGAUGAUAAUGAAAAUGAUGAUAACACUUAUCUACGUCAACAUAAACAGCAUCAACAAAGACAACAAUUAUUACAACCAAAUGAAUAUAAUACAUAUAUAAGAAACUCUCGACAGACUACAUUCAACAAUUUGAAGUCAUCUUAUCCUGAAAAUUAUGUUUCCAAUGCACAGGCAAUAAUUCCAUCAUCAAUUAUAAUACCUUCGAUUACAAGUGAUGAAUUUAGUUUAUCAACUAAUUGGACACCAGAUAAGAUGAAUAUGUAUCCAGAUGAAAUAUCAUCAAUGUCACAACACCAACAUCGUCAAUCUAGUAAAUAUUUAACAUCGCCAAGUCAUUUCACAUCAACUCCAUUAUCAUCAGAAGCAAACUUUGGUAAUCGUCAAAUAGAUUAUUUGAACAACAGCAUUUAUAAUAGCCCUGAUCUGUUACAAAAUACAACACCACAACGUUUAUUAAUUACAGAAGCCAAACAACACGUGUCAAAUAUAUCCAAAUCUUUUGAUAACAAUGACAAUAGUAGUUGUAGCACUAAUAAUAAUAAUAUAUAUUGUCUGCCAGUUUCUACACAAAUCGCUACCACUCCCAUUACCACAACAAGUGAGAAUUCUGUGAGUGUUUUUAAUCAAACACAGCUCCUUUUUGAUGGGUCCUCUUCAACUUCAUCAGCUGCAUCGAGAUCUUCAAGUUCACUUGGCAACGCAUCGUCAGAUAAUAAUAACAAUUCAGGGAAAAGACCUCAUUGCUUAUUAAAUGAAUUUCAGACUCAUCUACAAAGCACAAUUAAUAAAAAUACUUGUCAAAAAUCGGAACUUGUCAGCAAUCCACCAGCAUCUUACAUAACUAAUAACAGUUUCCAUAUAACAUCGCCAUCGCAUAAUACAUCAAUAGAAAAGACUGAUAAAUAUACAAAUCCGGAUUCAAAUAAAUCAUCUAUUGACACAGAACAAAUAAUAAGUGAAAAAACUAAAAACGAUAGACGAAAACAAACAGAACUGCCAACAACUAAUCCUACAGUUACAUCACUAAAACGUUCUAAAUCAAUGAUGCAUUCAGACUCAACAACGAUGUCAUUGAAACCUGAACGACCAAGUAUACAGCAACAAACAACCUCAUCAUUACGUAAACGUGGUCGUUAUUCUCGUAUGAAACAAGCAGAAAUGAGUAUAGAUAAACAUCAUUUGAUCAACACAGCAAUAAAUGAAUUACAAACUUCACAGUCAACGAUGAAAACAGUAGUAAUGAAGUCAAAUAUAUGCGAUGAUACAAGUAGUAGUACAGAUGACGAAUCUGAUUCAGAUAAUGAUGACACUGAAGAAACUAAAGAAGAGCAUGUUAUUGCACCUGGUUCACAUGGACAGUGUCUACUAUGGGCAUGUAAAGCAUGUAAGAAGAAAACAAUGCAAGUUGAUAGGAGAAAAGCUGCAACAAUGCGUGAACGACGUCGUUUACGUAAAGUUAAUGAAGCAUUUGAAACAUUAAAAAAACGUACAUGCGCUAAUCCAAACCAACGUAUGCCAAAAGUGGAAAUUUUAAGAAAUGCUAUAGAUUAUAUCGAAAAUUUAGAAGAUAUGUUACAACAGAAUGGCGUUAUACCAAUGGGUAUGACACCGUUAACAUCAGCAUUGAAUGUAGCUACUACAUCUCAAAAUGAUAUUAACAAGAGUAGUGCAAUUAACCGUAUAACUCAAUGCAAUUCAUCUGCAACAACUUCUGCAAGUAGUUUAAACAAUUAUCAUCAUUCUAAUACAUCUAUAAAACAACCAAAAACAACUAUCAACAAUAAAUAUGGUAAAGAACAAAAUGAAACAUCUUCAUCAGUGACAAAUCAACCCCAUUUAUCUAAUAAUAACAGAUGCCUAUUAACUUAUACAUGUUCUCAAGAUAGUCCUAAUUUAUCGAAUUUCAGAUGUGAUUUUAAUUUAGAAAAUGGGAAUAGACAUGAUUCUACAGAUUCUCUUACAGAUUUGUCACUUGGUAGUUUACCGACAGAAUGCAGACCUGAAGAUCAACUAAAUACAAUGCAUAAUUCAAUAUGUUCCCUUAUUCCAACAACAAAGGUAAGUGUUUCAGUCAAUUUUAUUUAAUAUAUCAUUUAUAUAUAUUAUGAGAAUAUUUGUUGUAUAUAUUAACCUUCAUUAUGUUUAUCAGUGGUAAAACAUUUCAGAAGAGGCCCCUUUAAUGAAAAGUUUAAGUCAUCAUAAUUAAUAAUUCACUUCAGAUAAAAAAAUUUUGGUCGAGAAGUAUGUUUUUAUUACUAAAAAUUAGAUACCAUUAUAUCAGAAGAGUUUGUGGAGAUUUUAGUAAUUUUAUAGUUCAGUUCAUAAGUCAAUUGAAACUAGACCACCAUGGAAAACCUGAAAGCACAGUAUGUCGUUUCGUCCUAGUCUGGGACUCCUCAGCAGUUUGUUACCGAUUCGUUCUAAUAAAAAUCAUGAUUUCAAUGUAUUUAUCUAAAUCAAGUCCUUAACGAAAUAGCUAACUUACCAUGAAUUGUCAGCUUUAACUUAAGAGUUUGUCUAAUUAACUAACUCUCACAAGACUCAUAUGAUCUUACAGUGUAAAAUGAUUGACUAAAUAUAGUUUUUUAAGAAAUCCCUCCCAUACAGUAAAAUCAAUCAGUAUAUUUGAAAAUUGAAAUGAUACGAUUGAUUAGUUUAUCUGAGGUCGGUCCAAAAAUAUCAUACAAUGCAUAACCUGAUAAUUUCACUAACAAUCACAUACAUAAUACAUAAUACAUGGAAAAACGAAAGACAAACAAUACUUUAUCUCCGUAUCGAUAAAUAAAUUUGUACUUUUCACCAAGUUGGCAUUAAGGCUGAAUAGAUAAUCUGCUUUUUCUCAACAAAAACAAAACAUUAUUACUGAUUCCUCUGGUGACCAGUUCGGAUACCGUGAUGAUAUAUAUACAUAUGUAUAGGGAGAAACAUGCUUGACUAGUAUUGUUUACCACAUUGUCUAUAAAGCAUUCUUUAUUUGUUUUUGUUUUUUUUUCUUCUGUUCUUAUAAUGAAAAAUGAUAUUUCGACUACUAGAAGUUGACAACAUUUAUUAAAUAGGUAGGAAAAACAAAUAAUUCAUUUACGUUUACAUUCAUAAGAAGAGACCAUAACUUUGUCAUUACCACUGAAAAAAAAAGAAUGAUGUUAUGCAUUAAUCUACAUUCAAUCUUUAUUAGAAUUAAUGUUACUUAGUUAGUUAGUGGUGUAGUAAAUAAUUUCUAUUUUCUACAUUUUACAUCUAUACAAUAUGAAAAAUAAAAGGUUAUAUUCAUCGGUAGGAGGCAAAUGAGUUAACGUAUUUUCUUUACCAUACAGUAAGGUAUUUGUUUUUUUCUUUAGCUAAAUUAUUUUGUAAAAAAGGAAUAGUUCAUUAACAUUCGGUCAUUCUGUCAACAACAUAAAUUUUUGAAGGGGGGGUGAAAAGCAUUAUUCGACGUUUAGAAUAAAUGUUCUCUUUUCUUCCAAGAUGUAAAACUUCUUACAGAUGAUGAUAACAAAUGUAGUAGUUAUUAAUUGUAGGAAUAAAUUUAGAAGAUCAAAUUGUAAAUAAGACAUUUAUUAUUAUUGUUAUUAUUAUUCUCUUUCUCACUUGUUACUUUAUUUAAAUGUCCUUUCUUUUUACUCUUUAUUUCUCUAUUAACCAAAUUGAAUUGGAAAGAGAAUAAGAGAAAGAUAAAAUCAAAAACAACGACAACAACAAAAAAGAGAAACAGAGUUGUAAAUUGUCGGUGCAUCAUUUCUUAAUGUCAAAGAAUGUUGUAUAUUUAUCAUAUUCAUUACUGAUCUCCUGAUAUAGUUAGAUAUUUAUUCAUGUGUUUUACUUAAAUGUUAUAUUUAUCUAUAUUUUGUGUAUAUUGAAUAGACAGUUUAAAUAGAUUGUAUGUGAUGUAGAACUAUUCACUUACAUAUAAUAUUGAAUGAUUUAUUAAAGUUGACUGUGGCGAAAGCCGAAAAAAAUAUGAAAGAAAUGAGAUAGAUUGAUUAUAUAGUCAGGGAUAUGUUGAUUCGAUAUAUGGAUAAGCUAUCUAUUUUUCUUUUUCUCUCAUAUGUAUGGAUUGUAAAUGUCCACGUGGAGAAAUUAUAGAAAAUUCACAUGUAUCCAUAACUAUGUAUAUUCAUUUUC
Messenger RNA from Schistosoma curassoni, 6284 nucleotides. The record is from the annotation of a GenBank genome assembly. Lineage: Eukaryota; Metazoa; Platyhelminthes; Trematoda; Strigeidida; Schistosomatidae.